This is a messenger RNA of Tarenaya hassleriana, 1637 nucleotides long. RefSeq names its product probable F-box protein At4g22030. Lineage: Eukaryota; Viridiplantae; Streptophyta; Magnoliopsida; Brassicales; Cleomaceae. The record is from RefSeq and is a predicted model, not a curated record. The coding region runs from base 109 to 1551 and encodes 480 amino acids. The transcript has a single exon.
ACCGCAUAGGAAUUCCUCAAAAACUCAAACAACAUUCAUCAUAAGUGGCAUUGAAACAGCCAACUGGUCAACCUCUCCAGCUUGGUCAAACAUGUUCUAUUUGGUCAAAUGGUUUUCCUAUCUCUCUCUCUCUCUCUAUAUAUAUAUAUAUGUGUUAUAUGUGUGUAUAUGUAUCUCACCUGCUGCCAACCAACACGUACUAACCAUAAAACUGCCAAAGGAAAACACAGAAAAUCUAAUCAACCCACCAAAAAAAAAAUUAUUAAAAAUUAUUCAAGUGCUGUUUCUGAUAUUAUGGCUUCAUUGCAAGCUUCAAGAUUGUUGCUUUCGUCUUCUUGUCCUUCCACGAGGAUGAGAGCUGCUUUCUCCGUUCCUAUAUUGUCUAAACUUAGCGUCUCGGUUCCGAAAAUACCGACCAUGAAUCAGAAUCUGGUCAAGGAAUCGAGAUUCGAGUUGGACGAGCUCACGGCUGUUCUUCCGUUGGUCCAGAAACCGGGGAGAGCCUCUGAUUCUGUCCAAAGGUCGCGCCUUUACGCGGUGCUGGAGGAAGUUAUAGACAGGAUAGAGAUGCACAGAAACAUCGGAGAGCAACGCAACAACUGGAACUCCCUCAUGCUCGGUUCCAUCAACACCAUCACUCUGACAGGCGCUUUAAUGGCGGGAAUGGCGUCCGGCGGAGGAGGAGAUUCUGUCAUGGCCAUGAAAAUGGCUUCGACGGUUUUGUUGGCCUCGGCUACGAGUAUGGUCGCCAUGAUGAACAAGAUUCAGCCAUCUCAGCUGGUGGAAGAACAGCGUAACGCCACGAGGCUUUUCACUCAGCUCAGAUUCAGAAUCGAGAGCGUUCUGAUGAGAGAAGAGACAGAAGUUGGAGAAGAUGAAGUGAAGGAAGCGAUGGAGAGAGUGCUGUGUAUAGACAGAGCUUACCCUCUUCCCCUCCUCGGAGCAAUGCUCGAGAAAUUCCCGAAAGAGUUCAAACCCUCCAUCUGGUGGCCUCAAAACAAUCGAAAAAAGGCCCAAACCCGCUCUGUAAAUCGAUCAAAGAUAGAAAAUGGAUGGAGUAAAGAGCUGGAGAUGGAGAUGGAAGAGGUGAUGGAGGUGGUGAAGAGGAGAGAUUCGGAGGAAUACAAGAACCUUGGUGACAAAGCGUUGAGGCUAAACCGGGUCUUGGCCAUGUCCGGACCGGUUUUGACCGGAGUUUCCGCCAUAGCCUCAGCUUUUAUCGGUCACGGUUCGUGUUGGGCAGGAGUUGCAGCCACGACGUUAGCUGCGUUAGGAUCGGCGGUGAACGCGUUAGAGCAUGGUGGCCAAGUGGGGAUGGUGUUUGAGAUGUACAGAAACAGUGCCGGAUUCUUUUCUGAGCUGGAAGAUUCGAUCAGAUCCACCAUCGGAGAAUCUGAAACGGGGAAGAGAGAGAACGGCGAAGUGUUCGAGACGAAGAUCGCGUUGAAGCUCGGGAGGAGCUUGUCUGAGCUGAGAGAUCUCGCGAGAAAAUCGGGUUCCUCUCGUGUUGAAGGAUCCGCCAUUGAUGAGUUCGCGAGCAAGCUUUUCUAGUGACAACAACGUAUAACAGGAGAGAGAGAGACAACAACGUUAAAUCUGUACAUGAUUCAUUCAUUCUUUGAUAGAUCAUAUUCGUG